Molecule: messenger RNA, 468 nt
Organism: Physella acuta
Lineage: Eukaryota; Metazoa; Mollusca; Gastropoda; Physidae
Product: brain-specific homeobox protein homolog
Molecular function (GO): DNA binding
Source: RefSeq, a predicted model, not a curated record
AUGACCAUGACACCCUACGCAUCGCUAGGUCUAAGCACCCGACGUCACACCACGCGCUUCUUCAUCGACGACAUCCUGGUCAGCAAACCCAAGCCCCUCCCCCGUGAGCCGGCUCCACCAAUCAUAACACGCCCCCCGUUCCUCGACUACGCCUCCUACGCUGCAGCAAGUCUUUCCAGCCCCUGCCCGCUGCUGUUGACUCCGCCCUUUUUCACGCAAAGCCACGCCUCUUUUCUCAACAGCCUACCCGAUCACCCGGCUUUCCUUCUGCCUUCAGCUCGAGGUCUGCCACUGAACCCCCUGUUCCAACAGGACACUGCCAGCAAACACUGCCGACGUAGGAAGGCCCGGACUGUGUUCAGCGACCAGCAGCUGACUGGCCUAGAGAAGAGGUUCGAAACCCAGCGCUACCUGUCCACGCCGGAGCGGAUGGAGCUGGCGUCACAGCUCAACCUGUCUGAGACCCAG